Molecule: messenger RNA, 1181 nt
Organism: Spea bombifrons (plains spadefoot toad)
Lineage: Eukaryota; Metazoa; Chordata; Amphibia; Anura; Pelobatidae
Gene: BCAS2
Product: BCAS2 pre-mRNA processing factor
Exons: 7
Coding region: 106-783 (225 amino acids)
Biological process (GO): mRNA processing
Cellular component (GO): precatalytic spliceosome; catalytic step 2 spliceosome; Prp19 complex
Source: RefSeq, a predicted model, not a curated record
CCGGAAGUUAGUGAAAACAUUCAUUGGGUCAAUCAGAAGUCGCUGCGGCUGACGUCACGCCAGAUACCAAGUGCGCGUGCCUGUGGAGUUUCACUUGGAUCCAAGAUGGCGGGUACCAGUCUAGUGGCUGGGGAUGUGGUGGUAGAUGCAUUGCCGUACUUUGAUCAGGGGUAUGAUGCCCAGGGAGUGCGGGAAGCGGCAGCUGCUUUGGUGGAAGAAGAAACCAGAAGGUACCGUCCUACCAAAAAUUACCUGAGUUAUCUACCGACACCAGAUUACUCUGCGUUUGAGACAGAGAUAAUGAGAAAUGAGUUUGAAAGACUGUCCGCACGACAGCCAAUUGAGCUUCUUAGCAUGAAAAGGUAUGAGUUGCCUGCCCCUUCCGCUGGGCAGAGGAAUGACAUCACCGCAUGGCAGGAGUGUGUCAACAACUCCAUGGCACAACUAGAGCACCAGGCAGUUCGUAUUGAGAACCUUGAGAUCAUGUCUCAGCAUGGCUGCAACGCAUGGAAAGUUUAUAACGAAAACCUGGUGCAUAUGAUUGAAUCUGCCCAAAAAGAUCUCCAAAAGUUAAGGAAACGCAUUCAAGACUUGAAUUGGCAAAGGAAAAAUUCCCAACUUUUGUCUGGUGCAAAACUGAGAGAGAUGGAGUCAACGUGGGUAUCCCUUGUAAGUAAGAACUAUGAGAUAGAGCGUGCAAUUGUCCAGUUGGAGAAUGAAAUCCAUCAGCUCAAGCAGAGGGACGGAGAGAACAAAGAAAAUAUUCAAGAUUAUUCACAAUGAUUCCCAGGACUGUUUCCGGAGUGUCUAGCACAACCGAUCCAAUUUGUGCUUUUAGUCAUUAGGUCAUAAUCUGCAGCAGAAAACAUGCUCUUAUAGCACAGUCGACAGCUGGGUGAAUUUUUCCUUUAACCUAUUUUAUGUCACCCAUGGUAUUUCUGUUUCCAGACUUUUGCAGUGAAUAAUUAAUUAAAUGGAGAGCCAUAAACAUCUUUUGAUACGAGCCAAAAGGGGGCCUUUGUAAUAUACAUCUGUAAUGUUGAUUACACCUUGUUAGUACAAAUAGUACUUAAUGAGCUGAAAAUUUGUUUUAAUUAAAACUUUUCAAGAGUUUUGUGAGAUUUCAAUUUGUGAUGUGAAUAAAUGUCAUUUGUUUUUUUUUUUGCAAAUGUACUCUUAAA